CGGCAGCCAAUUUCCGUUUCCGCCUUCGUGUCCGGCGGCGGCGGGGCGAACCGAGCCGGGUAGGGCGCAGCGGUGCCGCGGCUGUCGGUCUGUGGGUCGGACCGCACCGCACCGCCGCCAUGGAGGCGCUGUACCGCCUGCCCUUCGCCGUGCUCGAGUGCCCCAACAUCAAGCUGAAGCGGCCGAGCUGGGUGCACAUGCCCUCGGCCAUGACGGUUUACGCGCUGGUUGUGGUGUCCUACUUCCUCAUCACCGGAGGGAUUAUCUAUGAUGUGAUUGUGGAACCUCCCAGCGUGGGGUCGAUGACAGAUGAACACGGGCAUCAGAGGCCGGUAGCUUUCUUGGCAUACAGAGUAAAUGGGCAGUAUAUUAUGGAAGGACUCGCGUCCAGCUUCCUCUUCACAAUGGGCGGCCUAGGAUUCAUAAUUCUAGAUCGAUCCAAUGCACCAAAUAUCCCCAAGCUAAAUAGGUUUCUUCUGCUCUUUAUUGGAUUUGUCAGUGUGCUUUUGAGCUUCUUCAUGGCCAGAGUUUUCAUGAGGAUGAAGUUACCGGGUUACUUGAUGGGUUAGUACCUCUUGUGAUACAUGAAGCAAGCUGGAUUUACUCCUCUUCAUGAAGCGUUUAAGAAGAAACAGCAAGAAACAAAUUCCAUUGCCACCACCAACAGGAAAGAGACCUGGCCAUGAGAAACAACCGGGGAAAGGGAACUUUCUCUGCACACAAACUCUCGCUAUCAAUGGCUGAUUUGUAGUUUUGAAACAAUGUUCUAUCAUUUCUGUUUUAGAGUUUUUGGAAAGAGCAAGUUACUUAGCUGGGCUUUUGUUUUAUAUCCCAACUCAGUAUGAAAUAGUGAACCUAUUUUCAGCUCUACCUGAAACAAGGAUUAGCCAUUGCCUUGACAGUUCUUUGUUGCAGGUCUGAUCCCUCUUCCCUGUGUGGGACAAUUAUAUGUGUGAAUUGGAGAAGAAACACCUGAAACAUUUCUUUCCAACUUAUAAUUAGAAAAUUAGUAACUUUGGAUGCUUUACAGUCAAAAUACAAUGUGUCUGAAAUUAUUUCAAAGGCACCUUUUGCCUUGAUAUUAAUGGCUCUAUGCGAGCAAAUCCAGCCGUGCACUGGGAAAGGCAAAAUGUAUGAAUGUUCAUUUCUUUUUGAGAAAGUGUAUGAAAGGAGCCAAAUAAAACUUAUUUUCUACAAGA
Columba livia (rock pigeon) is the source of this 1199-nucleotide messenger RNA. RefSeq names its product oligosaccharyltransferase complex non-catalytic subunit (gene OSTC). Bases 120 to 569 code for a protein of 149 amino acids. Lineage: Eukaryota; Metazoa; Chordata; Aves; Columbiformes; Columbidae. The record is from RefSeq and is a predicted model, not a curated record. The transcript is spliced from 4 exons. Gene Ontology annotation, cellular component: oligosaccharyltransferase complex.